GGACGUCAUAAUGGAGGACCACCAGCCCCUCACAUCACCAGGUAGAUCUAGAAUGAGAAUGACACCAGAGAGAUGUCCCAGUCCUCUUCUUCCACAGGAUCAUCAGCUUUUGAAUCGGGAUAAAGUUCUAAACAAUAUUAAUCCUACAGAGACAUAUGUGAGAGGUGAUGACCAGUCUAAGGAGGAAAUUUCUACAGGGACAUAUAUCAGGGGUGAUGACCAGUGUAAAGAGGAAAAUCUUGCAGGCAACAGCCCAGAUGACUGUACCAGGAGCUCAGAGGGACAUCUGAUAUUUUCCGGUUCUAAAGCAGAUGAUACAUAUGAAGAGCAUGCCAUUAUCUUAGAUAUACCCUCGGCCCUUCACAGCAAAGAUCUUUUGUCAGGUCCUUUUAAACAUCUUUUAUCUUCUGAUUCAUCUCAGACUGUUAAGAAAAAUAAAAGUCGCAAAACUGGUGUUGCAGAUCAAAGAGCGGACACGGGGGAGAAACCAUUUUCAUGUUCAGAAUGUGGGAAAUGCUUUACCCUGGAAGUGACUCUUGUUAAACACCUGAAAAUUCACACAGGAAAGAAGAAAAACUCGUUUUCAUGUUCAGAUUGUGGCAAAUGUUAUAGCGCUAAAUCGUCGCUUGUUAACCAUCAAAAAAUUCACACAGGGGAGAAGCCAUAUUCAUGUUUAGAAUGUGGGAAAUGUUACGCUGUGAAAUCACAUCUUAUUCAGCAUCAGAGAAGUCACACAGAAGAAAAGCCAUUUGCAUGUUCAGAAUGUGGGAAAUGUUUUACUCAGAAAUCAUAUCUUAUUCAGCAUCAGAGAAUUCACACAGGUGAGAAGCCAUUUUCAUGCCCAGAAUGUGGGAAAUGUUUUACUCAGAAAUCAAACUUUGUUGUACAUCAAAAUAUUCACAGAGUGGAGAAGCCAUUUUCAUGCACUGUAUGUGGAAAGUGUUUUUACCACAAGUCAGCUCUUACUGCACAUCAAAGAAUUCACACAGGAGAAACCUAUCCAUGUCCAGAAUGCGGAAAAUGUUUUAUCCAGAAAUCAGAUCUGGUUAAACAUGAGAGAAUUCACACGGGGGAGAAGCCAUUUCCUUGUCCAGAAUGUGGCAAAUGUUUUUCUCAGAAUUCAUCUCUUGUCGCACAUCAAAGAAGUCACACAGGGGAGAAGCCAUAUGCCUGUUCAGAAUGUGGGAAAUGUUUUAUUCAGAAGUCAGAUCUUGUUCAACAUCAGAGAAGUCACACAGGGGAGAAGCCAUUCUCAUGUUCAGAAUGUGGGAAAUGUUAUAGCGCUAAAAAAAAUCUUGCUGACCAUCAAAAAAUUCACACAGGAGAGAAGCCAUUUUCAUGUUCAGAAUGUGGGAAAUGUUACGCUGUGAAAUCACAUCUUGUUCAACAUCAGAGGAGUCACACUGAAAAGAAGCCAUUCUCAUGUUCAGAAUGUGGGAAAUUGUUUACUCAGAAAUCACAUCUUGAUCAACAUCAAAGAAUUCACACAGGAGAGAAACCAUAUUUAUGCCCAGAGUGUGGGAAGUGUUUUACUCAGAAAUCACAUCUUGUUCAGCAUGAGAGAAGUCACACAGGGGAGAAGCCAUUUUCAUGUUUAGAAUACAGGAAUUGUUUCACUUAGAAUUAUACCUCAUGCACACGUCAGUGUUUUGGUCAGUGAUUUCAGUCAGUAAAGACAUGUCCUACAAGAGAAAGGGAAAGUGAAUAAUAGACUAAUGGAUGAUAAGAUUCAUACAAUUACCAAUAAACGUCUGUCAUCCAAACAGCUAACAGAAUACAAAUAAUGCAGAGAUAUAUCAGCUGUGUGCCUAGAAUAUUUUACAUUAAAAUA
Bufo gargarizans (Asiatic toad) is the source of this 1831-nucleotide messenger RNA. Its product is annotated as gastrula zinc finger protein XlCGF26.1-like. The coding region runs from base 11 to 1621 and encodes 536 amino acids. NCBI's taxonomy places the organism in Eukaryota, Metazoa, Chordata, Amphibia, Anura, Bufonidae. The record is from RefSeq and is a predicted model, not a curated record. The transcript has 4 exons. Gene Ontology annotation, molecular function: RNA polymerase II cis-regulatory region sequence-specific DNA binding; DNA-binding transcription factor activity, RNA polymerase II-specific. Gene Ontology annotation, biological process: regulation of DNA-templated transcription.